CUGUAGAGUCUUCUUGAGAAGUUCACUUUCAGUCGCUGGUCAACCACACACUUUGUUCGCUAGCUUUAGGACGCCAUAACAACUCACAGGUUAGGAUGUUGUUAAGACUUGUCAUCUUAUUUUCUAUGGUUUGCUUAGCAAGCUGCGAAACAAAGACAAAUUCAGAGGAUCCUCCGUUACUGGAAGCGCUUAACGCGAAAUAUUUUGGUCAUAUUAGGGGCAAACGAAUGGAAUCGGAAGACUAUCCACCUGGCUUGAAAGAGGCACUAAGCAAUGCUUACUAUGGACAUAUUCGUGGAAAAAGAACGAAAGACUUAGAGGACUAUCCACCAUUAGAAGAAGCACUUAAUUCAGCUUAUUUUGGACAUAUCCGAGGAAAGCGAACGCUGGAAGGUUGGGGUUAUAAUCCUGCGCUUCGUGAAGCUCUCAAUAAGCAGUAUUCUGGCCACUUUCGGGGAAAAAGGACGGGAGGCUGGGCGUCAAAUCAAGACUUACUGGAAGCAUUAAACAAUGCGUACAUGGGACACAUCCGAGGGAAAAGAGAACAGGACACAGCGGAGAAGUCAGCCGAAUAAAGAACCAUUAAGGAAUGCUAUGAAAUCCAACAAGUGACAUUGCCAACACCGAUCUCGAGCCAACAGGACACACUAAUUAAAUUACUACAUUAUCACUGAUGCUGAGGGAAGAAUAAAUUGUUCUUUUUUAAUUAAUUCGUGUCAACACAUCUCAUUUCGAAUUGUAAUAAAUCAACGUAGUCGACUGCACACGACAAAUUUAUAAAUGUGAAAUAAAGUUUUAAUUGAAGAAGCAGA
Messenger RNA from Orbicella faveolata, 812 nucleotides. RefSeq lists its product as uncharacterized. NCBI's taxonomy places the organism in Eukaryota, Metazoa, Cnidaria, Anthozoa, Scleractinia, Merulinidae. The record is from RefSeq and is a predicted model, not a curated record.